This is a messenger RNA of Neltuma alba, 864 nucleotides long. RefSeq lists its product as uncharacterized. The coding region runs from base 93 to 632 and encodes 179 amino acids. The transcript is spliced from 2 exons. The record is from RefSeq and is a predicted model, not a curated record. Lineage: Eukaryota; Viridiplantae; Streptophyta; Magnoliopsida; Fabales; Fabaceae.
AUUAGCCUCUUUGUUUCUUUCUUCUUCCUCUUCUUCUUCUUUCUUAUUCAUAUUGUUUUCUUCUUUUAAUCCCCAUGUUGUUCUGAAACCCCAUGGCAUGCUUAGAAAUGUACAACUCAGAGCACAAGGGUCAUCAUCAUCUUCAUUGUCCUCCAAUCAGCCCCAGGAUCUCUUUCUCAAAUGAUUUUGUGGAUUCCCAACAUGCCUCCAUUAUUCAUCAGGAAAGAAGCUCCAGGGAUGCCCCUGUUUCCUCUGACUUUGAAUUCUCUGUCUCAAGUUAUUCCAUGAUGAGUGCCGAUGAGCUUUUCUCCAAAGGUAGGAUCUUGCCCUUUAAGGACACUCAGAUGCAGAGGACCACCACCACUCUGAGGGAAGAGCUUCUCGUGGAUGAUGAUGAUGAAUAUGAACAUUUCUCGCUAAGGCCUCCAAAGGGUCCUUCCACCAGCUGGAAGGGAUUUCUGGGUCUCAGAAAAAGUCACAUUGGAUCCAAGAAAGCUGAUAAGAGUGAAGGAUCUAUUGAUAAAGAAGUUGAUGGACCAAGAAGGUCUAGAUUAGUUAAUGAAGGAGCUCGUGUUACUGUGACUUCACAGGAAGGAGGAUCUGGCUGCAGAGACGUGGAGAUUGGGAUAUAGAGUGAUUGGUGAAGAUGUUAAAUUUGUAGAUGGUUGAAUCGAAUUUUUAAAGUUUCCUUUGUUUUUUAAGGAGUGACAGUAUCGGAUGAUGAGGGUCUGUUUUUUCUUCCUUUGUCUGCUCUAGCAGCUUGGGGUUAUUUAAGGUAGUGGGUUUGGGUUAGGACUGAUCAUUUUGCUUUUUCCAAUUUGAUUUAUCCUCCUUCUCCUCUGAUCUCUAUUUAUUUUCUCCGAG